UUAUGAAGUAUUUGGUUCCUAAGUGGAUCGACUGCUGAAAAUAAACCUCAAACUGGACUAUUUUCGUCGGUCAAAAAGGAAAGGUUUCCUGUCAUAAAAAUGGCGAGCCAGCAGAGAGUGCAGACAUACCUAGAGAAGCAUCGGAUAAGUGCACUAUUUGAGGAUCUGAUGGCGAGAGUGAUGAAGCAUUUACCAAAUGAGCCCAUUCCGUACAUAAUAAAGAUUCUGCAACGCUUUGAAGAGAAGAGCAAGCCGUCAGAGCCGAAACCCUCCUCAACAAUGCCGGCCGUGAAGAGAACUCCAGGAGGCUGGGCAGCAGCAUCUGAUCCCGCCCUGCCUGGUAUGGGUGAGGAUAGGGGAUAUAAUCGUCCAUGGACGGCAAACAUGAAGAAGUCCAAAGGCAGCAUGGAGCAAGACGACCAGGCAGUUCGUAAAUCCAAGAAGGAGUGGGACAGCAGUAAGAAAAGAACGACGCCAACGUCGGACACCGAUGUGGAACAUCUCUUUAAGAAGGGCGCGGAGAAAAAGAGUAAGACAGUAACAUUUCAGUCCGGUGCCAAACAGUGGGCGGUAUCGGACGAUGAGAAUUCCUCCCCGCCCCCAAGGCGCACCGGACCCUCGGCUGCUGAAGAGCAAGAGAAUCAGUUACUAAAAGAAGAAAUGUCCGCUGCUAAACUGCAGCGUAAGUACUGCAAAGACGAGAAGACUAACAAGGCAGCCCCAUCCAGCCAAGAACUGACUGAACGUCGUCAGAAACCAGGAGCCAAAGCCAAGAAGCAUAAGCAGCAGCUAGCUGAGAUGGCCGCAGCUCAACUGAAAGUAGAGACUCUGGGAUACUUAGACAGUGGUGAGGAGCCCACAGACCCGGACCAAGCUGGAUAUGAAGAAGCUAUGGAUCUAUUAGAGGAUGCUGAUGAAUUAGCGUUUGAGGGAGUGACGAACACCAAGAGAACCGGACAUAAAGUCAGCAAGGUCUCCUCACGUUUCUUAGGAGUUCUUAUGUCGAUGAGAAGGCGUCCACCUCCCCCAGAUCCUGAAGUGAAAGUUGCAAUGUGCAGUAAAUGUGCAAGACUCAUUGGUGGUGGUGGUGGUGACUCAAGCACAGUGGGUGGUGGUGAUGGGUAUGGCAAGUACGCAACCCUAGACAGCAUGAGUGAUGUUACAUCAGGGGAGUAUGGUGGGACGUUUAACUCACCACCAACAGCCAGCGAUGAUGACUUUGAGAGUGCCUCCCAAGUCGUCGGGCCGAGGCACCCAGUGUGGGUGGAGCCAGAGAAUGGAUCAAGUGGACCCAGCAAUACCGGACUGAAAAGUACUAUGGUACACGACAGCAGUAGGGAGUUAUUCAGCAGUACCAGUCGUGGAGCUGGUAACCAGAGUAGUAGCACUUACAGAGCACAGACGUCAUUGGUUGGUCAAGCGUGGGAUACAAAGACGUAUCGGUCGCAAACUGAGGUAUCAACUCAUCGUGUCGUUCAUACGGAUUCCCUGAAGGAUUUAGGAAGAUCUUGGCAACAGCCUUCAUCAGAUGAAGACUCUGGAUUCUAAGAAGUCCUCCGCAUUAACCCUAACAUUCCCAACCCUUCGAAGAGUUGUUUUUUUCCAUUUGACCGCAAAUUCCAUCUUUAACAACCCCUCCUGAAGAUGAACAGAGUAAGACCAAACUGGUUUUUCCGGAGCCAACAAGAGAGAUUUCACACAUGGUUGUACCCGCAUGUUCACUGUUCACUGUUCACUGUUCAUAUUUAUAUUUGUAGUUACUCUUAUUCUCCACACAGUGCAAAGCUUCAAACACCAUUUUAUUAACAACCUCAUUGGUUGACAACCUGUGCUUGCAUUAGGCGCAACGACAGUAUUGUUGUCCAUUCACACGCAUACAUUUUGUAAAAUUGUAUUUAACCAUGCUAAAACUUAGCAAGGGACCCUUGCUAAAUGGCUCUUGUGUGAAAGGGACUUUAGUGUCCACCAUGUCUCAAAAGGUCAAUUGCUUUUGUUUCAUAUUUUGUUUGUAAUGAUUUCAAACAUAAAAAUAUAUGCUUACGAACAAUAAAAUAAUUUGUUUAGUA
Messenger RNA from Asterias rubens (European starfish), 2066 nucleotides. RefSeq lists its product as uncharacterized. The transcript is spliced from 16 exons. Lineage: Eukaryota; Metazoa; Echinodermata; Asteroidea; Forcipulatida; Asteriidae. The record is from RefSeq and is a predicted model, not a curated record. Bases 100 to 1548 code for a protein of 482 amino acids.